CUUUUUCCAGUCUUUGCUGGUGCUUUUGGUGCAAUUCCAUUUAUCUUCAUACCACCUUUCCUUCUUUGACCUCAUACUGAUGUAAGUGGCUGGAUUUGUUACACACAGGACAGAACAAGAAAAGAAUGGAAUAUAGGAACAUUUUCCCUGGCUUUCUUUUCUGCUGCAUUUUGCUUACAGCAAGCUAUUCCUACAUGAUAUUUGAGGAAAAGCAGGACACAGACAACACUGUGGUAAAUAAUAACAAAAUCAAGUUCCCGGAUCUUCCACCCAUCUCCAUAGUAGAUUUAACCAAAACAUCCCUGAAGCUAAGCAGAAAAGAGGCUGAGAAAAAGAAAUCCAUGAAGAAAAAAGCUCAACAGAAAAAGCCUCCCCAAGCAAGACCUUCACCUGCUCCUAACUGUGUGGCUACUUGGGCAAGCUGCAAGUCCCCAUCUCGUCCCUGCUGUGAAUUCUGUGCUUUCUGUUACUGCAGAUUAUUUCAGACCGUCUGCUAUUGCCGAAUGGGAAACCCAAAUUGCUAAACCAAAACCAGCAAUGCUACUGGGACUC
This is a messenger RNA of Sceloporus undulatus (fence lizard), 552 nucleotides long. It is a transcript of the gene ASIP, whose product is annotated as agouti signaling protein. The coding region runs from base 126 to 524 and encodes 132 amino acids. The transcript is spliced from 5 exons. Lineage: Eukaryota; Metazoa; Chordata; Lepidosauria; Squamata; Phrynosomatidae. Gene Ontology annotation, biological process: melanosome organization; hormone-mediated signaling pathway; positive regulation of melanin biosynthetic process. The record is from RefSeq and is a predicted model, not a curated record. Gene Ontology annotation, molecular function: neuropeptide hormone activity; melanocortin receptor binding. Gene Ontology annotation, cellular component: extracellular region.